AAUUUAAGCAGAACUCCAAGUCCGAUUCAGGUAGCGAGAGAUCAAGAGAGAAACAGCCAACAUGAGUCUGAGUGACAAAGACAAGGCCAACGUCAAGGCCCUGUGGGCCAAAAUCUCCAAGUCAGCGGACGCUGUUGGCACUGAUGCUCUGAACAGGAUGCUCAUAGUCUAUCCGCAAACCAAGACCUACUUCUCCCACUGGCCAGACCUGUUUGCCAACUCUGCCCACGUGAAAUCCCACGCAAAGAAGGUCAUGGGCGGAGUCGCCACGGCUGUGUCCAAGAUUGACGACCUGACUAACGGCCUUCUGGAGCUCAGCGAGCAGCACGCCUUCAAGCUGAGGGUGGACCCUGCCAACUUCAAGAUCCUGGGCCACUGCCUUGUCGUGGUGAUUGCCUGUCAGUUCCCCAAGGAGUUCCCCCCUGAGGUCCACGUCAGCUUCGAUAAAUUCCUGAGCGCCCUGGCUCUGGCUCUGUCUGAGAGAUACCGCUAAGCUGUCCGCAAUGUAUAAUGCGGUCUGCCGCUCUUGACCAUGUAACUCAUGGCGAAAAAUUAAAUAAUAAACAGCAUGCCGCCAAAAA
Molecule: messenger RNA, 581 nt
Organism: Micropterus dolomieu (smallmouth bass)
Lineage: Eukaryota; Metazoa; Chordata; Actinopteri; Centrarchiformes; Centrarchidae
Gene: hbae5
Product: hemoglobin, alpha embryonic 5
Exons: 3
Coding region: 62-493 (143 amino acids)
Biological process (GO): oxygen transport; hydrogen peroxide catabolic process
Cellular component (GO): blood microparticle; hemoglobin complex; haptoglobin-hemoglobin complex
Molecular function (GO): oxygen binding; organic acid binding; haptoglobin binding
Source: RefSeq, a predicted model, not a curated record